Molecule: messenger RNA, 888 nt
Organism: Daldinia childiae
Lineage: Eukaryota; Fungi; Ascomycota; Sordariomycetes; Xylariales; Hypoxylaceae
Product: short-chain dehydrogenase
Exons: 3
Coding region: 1-888 (295 amino acids)
Cellular component (GO): cytosol
Molecular function (GO): oxidoreductase activity
Source: RefSeq, a predicted model, not a curated record
AUGGAUUCCUUUAUCAAGAAACUGACCAAGACUUACCAUAGGACUGUCUACCCAACUGUCACUCCCACCCGCCCCGAACUCUCUCAGGCAGGAAAAACAGUUUUGAUCACAGGCGGUUCGACGGGUAUCGGGUACCACGUUGCGAAGUCCUUCGUACAAGCUAAGGCAGAUAAAGUCAUCAUCCUCGGCCGACGGCUAGACAAAGUCAAGGCCGCCGGCGAAUCUCUAUCCGCAGAGAGCCAGGGCACUAAGGUGGUCGCUAUCCCGUGUGAUGUUGGUAGUCCUACAGCCGUCGCCGAGCUCUGGGGUCGCUUUGCCGGCGAGGGCACGCGCAUCGAUGUCCUAGUGCUCAAUGCGGCGAACAUGGGCAUCGUAAAGCCUCUGAUGGAACAAGGCUUGGCGGGCGUCUGGGAAGCAUAUGACUUCAAUGUGCGUGCGCAGUUUGACAUGACGGAACGAUUCUAUAAACAGGAGCUAGCUACCGGUAUUAAAAAGUAUCUUAUCCACGUGUCGACUGGCGCGGUCCAUAACUUCGACGCCACGGCGGCAAUGCCGACUUACUCCAUGACCAAGCAUGCAGGCGCGCUUACAUUCCAACUCAUAGCACAGGAUAUUCCUUCGGAGGAUAUGCAGGUCAUCAUUUUCCACCCUGGCGCCAUCCUCACCGAGGCCGGGGAGAGGGUAGGCUAUACUAAGGAUUCCCUGCCUUGGGAAGACGCCUCGCUUCCAGGGGGGUUCGCCGUCUGGGCGGCCACUCCCGAAGCUGAGUUUAUCCACGGCCGAUUCGUAUGGGCCGGAUGGGACGUCGACGAGCUUAAGACUGGGGAGCUAGGGAAGCGUCUCAAGGAAGACCGAUACUUCUUGAAGUUUAACGUAAAUGGUAUCUAA